GUUAGACCAAAGCAGCAUUAGAUCUCGCCACUCACCGCACAAGUCCCUAUCCAAUGAACCCCACACUCUGACCAGAGAGACCUCUCUGGCUCUGCCCAUACCCGCCAACAUACCCAUUAUACUCCCCUCCCCCAAAUGCCCAAACCCCCUCUUCCUCCCUUUCCUUCUUUUUCUCCCCACCAACGCCCCACAACAUGGCUCACCAUACCACGCAGCGGCGCAACUUAGCAAACCCAGAACCACCCAAGCCAUCCAUGGAUCCCACUCUCAAAAAGCACCCCAAACCCACCACCACCCACCACCAGAUAAGAGCAAAACCAGAUACCCCUAUACCCUCUAAACCCUCUUCCAUGUCCCACCACAUUUCAAGAUUAAACCCAUAUCACCAAGUCCGUACACCCCAAAAGCCAAUUUUGGUAGACACUCGUUUGCAGGCCAAAGCCAUGACAGUUUCUAUGGUGGAUUCCUCCAAGUUUUCCCUAGCCAGGCCGAAGCUAGAAAGGGAGAGUAAAGCGACAAAGGAUGUUUCUAAAGGCAAGUUGGAGAGAUCGUCCAAAGAAUUGGAUAAGAAGCUUAAUGUGGUGAAGGUGAAUGAUAAAAGGAAAGAACUUGAUGACGGGUUUGAUUUUGAGGGAUUGUCAGAGAAACUGAAGGAUAUAGAACUGGAGGAUCUUCAAGAUGGGCAUGAUGGUAAGAGACCGUCGGUUUCAUUGGCUAUGAGAGGCGGCAGAAGGAGGUCUUUCUGUGGCUCACGGGUGGAGCUAGCAGAUGUCUUUGCAAGCACUGGUGUCAAAGUGGUUUCAGUUGAUAUGCCACCGUUUAUGCAGAUCCAUGCUGCAGAUUGUGCAAGAAAGGCUUGCGACAGUCUAGAAAAGUUGUCCUCCAAGACGCUUGCCUUAACUAUCAAGAAGGAAUUUGAUGGGGUGUAUGGGCCAGCCUGGCAUUGUAUUGUGGGGACAAGUUUUGGUUCUUUUGUGACACAUUCAGUUGGUGGGUUUAUGUAUUUCUCAGUGGAUCAAAAGUUGUAUAUCCUCAUGUUUAAGACCACUGUACAAAGAGCAGAAUGAUUUAGAUGAUUAGGAACAAUUGGCAGAUAAACUAUUUUUAGAAUAGGAAGUUUUGGAAGGCUAAGGGUAGUUACCCUCCUUCUGUGUGCACUGUGAUUAUACAUGGCUUUUGUUCAGGAAAACAGAUGGAAGUUUCUCUUUUCUUUUUGUUUAAGGACCUUUUCUAAGUGGUCUAAGACAGUACUUUCUUUGUAAUUGCUGGGGUUUAGUAAUAGAGAAUUCCUUUUUACCUGGCCACAUGUUGGGAGAUAAGUGGUCCGGGAAUUU
Corylus avellana is the source of this 1334-nucleotide messenger RNA. RefSeq lists its product as uncharacterized. Gene Ontology annotation, cellular component: cytoplasmic dynein complex. Gene Ontology annotation, molecular function: dynein intermediate chain binding. Gene Ontology annotation, biological process: microtubule-based process. Lineage: Eukaryota; Viridiplantae; Streptophyta; Magnoliopsida; Fagales; Betulaceae. The record is from RefSeq and is a predicted model, not a curated record.